Messenger RNA from Oncorhynchus gorbuscha (pink salmon), 2762 nucleotides. Its product is annotated as zinc finger protein 148-like. Gene Ontology annotation, biological process: regulation of transcription by RNA polymerase II. Gene Ontology annotation, molecular function: RNA polymerase II cis-regulatory region sequence-specific DNA binding; DNA-binding transcription factor activity, RNA polymerase II-specific. The transcript is spliced from 7 exons. The record is from RefSeq and is a predicted model, not a curated record. Bases 230 to 2617 code for a protein of 795 amino acids. Lineage: Eukaryota; Metazoa; Chordata; Actinopteri; Salmoniformes; Salmonidae.
GUCUAUCUUGGUUUACUUACAAAAUGUUUGCUACAGGUAAACGACAUCACAACGCAAACUAGAUAGUAUAAACGUACAUUCCCCAUGCACUGCAGUUGGGCCAAAUGCGGUGACGUUUCUUUCUCUCGCGGCAUAUAUCACACAGCGGAUACACUUUUGCAGAUUAACCAUGACUGCUAAACGACCUUAUUAGACUCCAAAGUAGACACGUAGGUCCCUCUAACUUAAGAUGAACAUUGAUGACAAGCUGGAGGGGAUGCUGCUGAAGUGUGGUGGGGGAGUGGAUGAGAGUGUGGGUUUAGGGGGUGGAGGUCCAGUCGUCAUGACCCUGGGCGAGCGGGGGUUAGAUCACCACCCCCUGUUAGCAGACGAUGAUGAAGAGGAUGAUGAUGACCUGACAGGGGUUUCAAUGGUGUCCCAUGACCUGAUCCCAACUGAUGAGAUGGUGGUACAUGAGGAGACUGUGAAUGGCAGGGAAUGGGGAAUGAAUCAGAGACUCUCACACAAGCUGCCUGUAAGCAUCAAACAAGAGUUGAAGCUGACUUCUGAUCAACUAAUGCUGGGGAAGAAAGAAAGAAAGCCCAGAGAUCUCACAGAGUGUCACAAGAAGAAGAAGCGAAAGCAGCGCUCUCCUGCCAAGAUUCUCACCAUCAAUGAGGAUGGGUCAUUGGGUCUCCAGAGUCCAAAGUGUCAUGUGUGUGUGCACUGCAACGCAGCCUUCCGAACCAACUACCAUCUACAAAGACAUGUAUUCAUCCACACUGGUGAGAAGCCAUUUCAGUGCAGCCAGUGUGAUAUGCGCUUCAUACAGAAGUACCUUCUCCAGAGACAUGAGAAAAUCCACACUGGUGAGAAGCCCUUCCGCUGUGAGGAGUGUGGCAUGAGGUUCAUUCAGAAAUACCACAUGGAGAGGCACAGAAGGACCCACAGUGGAGAGAAGCCCUAUCAAUGUGACUACUGCCACCAGUACUUCUCCAGAACUGACCGGGUUCUAAAGCACAGGCGCAUGUGCCAUGAGAUGAAGGAGAGGAAAGCCCACAAGGCUGCAGCAGCGGGGAAAGAUGGAGGACUCCUGCGCAACACAGAUUCUCUGGGCUUUUCCUUCUCUGCCAAAGAGUGCUCGCUGCCCAAGAAAAAACGCUUGAAGACUUCAGACAAGUCUCAAUGCUCAGCUGCUGUCACUGAAGACAUUGCCACAGUCGCUUCUCUUGGCACCAUGGCUAAGGAGGUGGAGCAAAGACCGAACAAAAUCGAAUGUCUACCUCUCUAUGCAGUUACCUCCAAGGCGGUCAAAGAUGAGUAUGUGGUGGCAGAUUAUUCUGUGGAGCUUCCAGACUCGUCCCGCGAGCAGCAUUUGGGGCUGGGUGGGGAGAAUCUCUCCUCUGAGGAGAUUCAUCCUCCCAAGCUGGUCCUUAAGAAGGUCCCCAAGAGGAGUUUGAAGCAACCAACUGAACCCGAACCACCUGUGAGUCUGUCCCCUUUGUCCUCUUUUGAAGAUGGCAAAAUCACCAGGUACACGUUUGAGAUCGUGGACAAACAAGGUCUUCUGGAUGUGGAUGUGACCAAUUCUGACCUGGAGCCAGUAGAUGCUCUCCAAGGAGGGCAGACGAAACCAGCAUCCAGCAGCACAAACUACGAUGAUGCAGUGCAGUUCCUGAAGAAGAAGAGGUAUCUCCAGCAGGCCACUUUGUCCAACAACCGCAAUUAUGCCCUGAAUGUAAGCAGCAUCACGUCCCAGCCUUCCAUUAGACAAGCCGCAGUGGCCAAUGUCAUCGACGAAACUGUUCCCGCCACCAUCUUGGAACCCCAGCCGUUGAGCGUCGAGAUCAAGUCCAACCACGACAAGAAUGUUCUCCCGGAUGAGGUUCUCCAGACUCUCCUGGACCACUACUCAAACAAGGCCAAUGGGCAACCUGAUAUCUCUUUCAGUGUGGCUGACACGGAGGUGACCUCCAGCAUCUCCAUCAACUCCUCAGAUGUGUCUGAGGCCAGCCCGGUAGAGAGCCUGGGAGGUAACCCUCAAGCCCCACCAGCAGAGAAGUCUAGCCUCCUGCAUGAGUACUCAAAGUUCCUUCAGCAAGCACUGGAGAGGACCAGCCAGAACGAUAGCUACUUGAGCAGCCAGAGUCUUACGUUUGUCACCGAGAGCCCCAGUCUCUCCAACCAGCCUCUUUUCUCCACAGAGAAACAGAACCCUUCCCCCAGCAGGUUUACCACUGGUAGGUCAGGGAUGAACUCUCCACUACGCUCUACCUUGGAGAAACCCCAUUUUGGACUACUUGUAGGGGAUUCCCAGCACUCUUUCUCAUUUUCAGGGGACGAAACGACCCCCUCAGCUGUGUCGCCAACCGAAGACUUUCUGGAGGAAGUUGCAUCCUCGAAAAAGACUGAUGCUCAAGGGUUGCAUCAGACUUUUCAAAUCAGCACCUUCGAUCAGAACUUCCGGUCACAGUUCCAGGCCUCGUCACGUUCUGGAAUCACCUCCCAAUUUACUAUUGCCAAUGGACAAGUCAGUCUGCGAAGUCAUGGAACAGACUUCUCUGAAUUCUCCCUUGAGACGAGGUCUCAAUUGAACUCUUCCCCUGAUGCUACAACAAGGAGUCAAACGUUUGGUUGAGGAUAUUUUUAUUUAUUUCUGCGAUAAUUUUGGAAGGCACUUUCAUAUACCCAUCCUCUGUUCUGCCAAAAUAGGUUUCACUGCAAAGGUGGCUGUUGCUCAAAGCAUUUGUGAUUUUAAAAAAGAAAAUAUAUAUAAUAUAUAU